GCAGCGAUGCCAAUUGUAAACAUCGAUGACUGAAUGUGGCUGCAAUUAAUGGGGCCGCUGUUGCCGAUACCCGACCAUAUGAUCGAUUGAGUACCGAACGCGAAUCACGAGCUGCCACUCGUGGGUUUCGCGAUCUGGGCACAAGACGCGCUUGCAGGCGGAUGCAACAAUUCGUCUUUUCGCCACAUUUUACCUGCAGCGAUCGGUUGGUGCGGUUCUAGAGAAACAGAAGAAGAAAGUGAACUUUUUAUCAACGUGGGUUGAGGUUAAAGGAUUCUUAUUUUCUACAGCAACGACAGUGAUCCACCAGUGUGUGCAUUGUGACCAUUUGUUUUUGAAGCGAUCAUAAGCCACAAAAGUCAUUCGAAAUGGUGCUGGAUCUAAACUUCUCGCGUUACGAUAACACAACCCCGUUCGGUUUUAAGCUCGUCGGUGGAGCUGAUUUUGAUGUUCCCUUAACGGUUGUCAAAAUCCUACCCGGAAGCAUCGCCGAAGACGUUGGCAUGCACAUGGGCGAUGUGGUGGUGCGCAUCAAUGACAUACCGACGGGCAACAUGUCCUAUUACGAUGCCCACCAGCUGUUGGCCUGCGCCGGCAACCAGUUCGUGCUAGGCAUCUUAAGGGCACGUGAGGUUACGCCGUCCCAACGGCUCAUCAAGGAGAAAACACCGUCGGGCGAGGUGGAGUACAUCAACACCUCGCCGAAACCGUUCUGGACGCCGAAUGUCGGCAGCCCAUCGCCGUUGGCAGUUCACCACCCUGCCAAGGAGGAACCAAGGCAGCAGCAGCCCGACGAACAGAUUCCCGAGGUACCGAUCACCGACGAGCAGAUAGCCGAGAUCCUCUCGGGUGAAGCCGAAGUGCUUAAGCAACACAACGUGAUCGGCGUGAACUUUAACAAGAUGAUCCCGAAGGCGGGCGUGUUUAAGCAGAGCGAAGUUUUCAAAACGCUCAACAGCGAGCUGGUGCAGAGCGAAGAGGAGGACAAAAAGUGGACCACCUUCCUGCAGAAGCCGUCCCGACCGCCGCCGAAGACGCCCGAGGAGCGGAAGCUCGAGCGGAACCCGCCGACCGAGCGCUACCAGGUACGAAUUGUGAAGCAACCGAAACCGAAAAUUGCCCCCGACUACAAGCCACCCAAAUCACCGGAACCCGAGCCGGAACCGGAACCGAUACCAAUGUACGACGAGUACCUGAACGAACGCCAGGAGGUGGAGGUGGAAACGAUCAAGACGCUCGUGGAUGAGCCGGUCGUGCCGAGCGAGCCGAUGGCAGGUGAAGGGGAGGCACAGCAGCCCGGGGCACCCAACCCGACCGAGGAGGAACCCUCGGAGGAGUUCCGCGAGCAGUUGCAGAAUGUGCAAAAGCAGCUGGAAGCGCUAUCGGCACUGCCGAACACGAUCCAGGCCACGAUAGCCGCCCUGACCGAGCAGCUCGCCGUGUUGGCCGCACCGAAACGGAAGUCCAAGAGUAUCUCACCCCGACCGGAAGAAGCGGAUCCGAGUGCGGGUGGUGAGGGCACCGAACAGUCGGCACCGGAGGCCAUCGUGCCCGAAGUGUCCGAGACGUUCGAGGUGACUGAGUUUAGCAGGGCGGACAGCAGCGGCAGCGGCGAUCAGUCCUCAUCGGUCGACGAAGGCGAACACAUCCACUACACAGAGGAGGAGCUUGAGCAGCUAGAGAAAAGGAUGAAGGAGCACGACAUUGAGUGGACCAAUCAGAACGAUAAGGAUUCCGAUAGCUCCAGCCAGCCUAAUGCCGGCGGCGACAUCCGCACCGCGGUGCAGGACGAGCUGAAGCUGCAGGUGGUCAAAAAGAAGAAGAAGGCGGUCAGCGCGUUCGGCCCGCUGACGCCGCAGGAGCGGCCCAUCUACCUGCCCGGCGGGCGCAAGUGGCGCACGGCGAAGGACGCAUUCAACGAGCAGUUCAUCGCGGAAGUGAUCAGCUCCCAGGCGGAACUGAUCCAGGGCACGACGCUCGGCAACUUCUACGAAAGCCCUCAUCUGGGUUACGACGACAGGGUAAACUUCCUCAAGUACCAGAAACCGGAGAAGGAUUUGAGCUUCAUCAAGAACAGCGACGUCUACAAGCUGGUACACGAUAUGGAUCCCCCCAAGAGUGGCAUCGAGCUGCGCCCGGAGAUGGUAGUGGCCGAAGAAGAUGUGCGAAAGGUAAUGAAAGACGAAACCAUUUUCCAGCCCCGCAAGUCGAAGGUGUUCCUUUAUCAAAAUUGAAAACGCACUCUCCCACCCUCCCAACCACUACCCUCCCUUUUUCCCUCACCAUACCGUGAGCUUUCGGUUCCCUUCCCUACCGUUGUGUGCGAUGACCUCCCUCGACCUGGGUUGUGCCCUUGUGUUAGUGGGCUUGAAUUCGGCAUUGAUAAUUGACCUUUUGCAAACAUCUUCUUGCUGCGCACGGCGGGCCCUCUCGCACCGAACAACACGCGUCGUUGUCGAACGGUUUCUCGGCACCAUCUCGCUUGCUCGCAACUCCCCCCUCAUCAACUACUAUCGGAUCUCAUCCAACUGUUCGAUCGAUCCACCGGCCACCACUUUCCAACCAUCUUCACGCGCUGCAGUGUGCAUCACCCUGCUGAGGAAGCCUCCGAAGAAUAUCCGUUCCCUGCCGUUCCCUGGCGUUCCUUCUUAAAUCCUUCCCUCCCAGCCAAUAUGAUGUAUUAAUAAGCUUCCUAUCAGCAUCAUCGCAUAUGGUUAAUUAUUCUUUUCAAUCAUUACAUACACACCCCUUUCGUUUGUUUCAUUGGCCCUAGCUACUGUAAAUUAGCUCCUAUCUUACGCUCCUCUUAGGACAGCAUCAAACGAUAACAAGCUGAGUUGAAACAAACACAGAUCUAAAAGUUCAUUUUAAGCAAUAGGCUUUGUGCUUAGAACCAAAUACAUUGUUUUCAUUACAUCACAUGAUUGUAUAGAACACGUCAUUAUCAACUAUUACUCUAGAGACUGGUAUUUCUAUGUAAAUAAGUACAAUAAAAAUAAAUAAAAACACCAUUAACGUG
This is a messenger RNA of Anopheles gambiae (African malaria mosquito), 3019 nucleotides long. It is a transcript of the gene Zasp67, whose product is annotated as proteoglycan 4. Gene Ontology annotation, molecular function: muscle alpha-actinin binding; actin binding. Gene Ontology annotation, biological process: actin cytoskeleton organization; muscle structure development. Gene Ontology annotation, cellular component: filamentous actin; adherens junction; stress fiber. The record is from RefSeq and is a predicted model, not a curated record. The coding region runs from base 369 to 2234 and encodes 621 amino acids. NCBI's taxonomy places the organism in Eukaryota, Metazoa, Arthropoda, Insecta, Diptera, Culicidae. The transcript is spliced from 10 exons.